CCUUCUCCAUUAGCCACACUGGCCCGGCACAGCGAUGACUGUCACCUACACAGCCCGAGUGGCGAAUGCCCGCUUCGGUGGCUUCUCACAGCUCCUGCUGCUUUGGCGCGGAAGCAUUUACAAGCUCCUGUGGCGAGAGCUGUUGUGUUUCCUGGGGCUCUACAUGGCGCUGAGCGCCGCCUAUCGCUUCUUACUGGCAGAAGGGCAGAAGCGCUACUUCGAGAAGCUUGUCAUGUACUGCGACCAGUACGCCAGCCUCAUCCCUGUGUCUUUCGUGCUUGGUUUCUAUGUGACUUUGGUGGUGCAUCGCUGGUGGAACCAGUACCUAUGCAUGCCUCUGCCCGACGCCCUCAUGUGCGCGGUGGUCGGCACCGUGCAUGGGCGCGACGAUCGAGGCCGCCUCUACCGGCGCACACUCAUGCGCUACGCGGGGCUCUCGGCGGUGCUGAUCCUUCGCUCAGUCAGCACAGCAGUCUUCAAGCGGUUCCCCACCAUAGACCACGUGGUCGAGGCUGGAUUUAUGACCCGCGAGGAGCGCAAGAAGUUCGAGAACUUGAACUCAUCCUACAACAAGUACUGGGUGCCUUGCGUGUGGUUCUCUAGCCUGGCGGCGCAGGCGCGGCGAGAGGGGCGCAUCCGCGACAACAGUGCCCUUAAGCUGCUGCUGGAGGAGCUGAAUGUGUUUCGGAGCAAAUGUGGGAUGCUGUUUCACUACGACUGGAUUAGCAUACCCCUCGUCUACACCCAGGUAGUGACUAUCGCAGUGUACAGCUACUUCCUGGCUUGCCUCAUCGGCCGUCAGUUCCUCGACCCUGCACAGGGCUACAAAGACCACACUUUGGACCUAUGCAUUCCCAUCUUCACCUUACUGCAGUUCUUCUUCUAUGCUGGCUGGCUUAAGGUAGCCGAGCAGCUCAUCAACCCUUUCGGAGAGGACGACGACGACUUUGAGACCAACUUUCUUAUUGACCGCAAUUUCCAGGUGUCGAUGCUGGCAGUGGACGAGAUGUAUGACGACUUGGCUAUGCUGGAGAAAGAUCUAUACUGGGAUGCAGCCGAGGCUCGCGCACCCUAUACCGCGGCCACAGCUUUCUUGCUGCAACAACCCUCCUUCCAGGGUUCCACCUUUGAUAUAGCGCUGGCUAAAGAGGACAUGCAGUUCCAGCGGCCGGAUGGUGUGGAUGGCCCACUGGGAGAGGCUCAUGGAGACUUUCUGCAGCGCCUCCUACCGGCUGGUGCCGGCACCGUGGGCCCACUGGGGCGGCGCCUGUCGCUGUUAAGGCGUAAGAACAGCUGCGUGUCAGAAGCUUCCACUGCAGCCAGCUGCGGGUGUGCAGGCGCUGCAGAUAGCGGAGGCGUUGAGUGCAGUUGUGGAGAGCCAUUGCUCGACCCCAGCCUGCGAGAGCCAGAGCUCGAGCCCCCAACAUGUCCUGAGCCCCCUGCCCUCAUCCCAGGGCAGACUGCUGAAGCUUUUACUACCGUGCCCAUUCCAGUGCCCCGAGCUUCGGCGCCACCUUGGCUGCCCAGCCCUAUUGGAGAGGAGGAAGAGAGUCCGGCCUGA
Messenger RNA from Phodopus roborovskii (desert hamster), 1561 nucleotides. It is a transcript of the gene Best2, whose product is annotated as bestrophin 2. The transcript has 9 exons. The record is from RefSeq and is a predicted model, not a curated record. NCBI's taxonomy places the organism in Eukaryota, Metazoa, Chordata, Mammalia, Rodentia, Cricetidae. Bases 35 to 1561 code for a protein of 508 amino acids. Gene Ontology annotation, molecular function: chloride channel activity.